AAUUGUGGCAAAAAGGAAAAUCAGAAGCAACAAAUAAAAUUUGUUAAAUCAAAAACUUACUGCUUCAAAUCGAUAUUGAAGAAAAUGGCACCAAAAGAAAGAAAUAUUGCGAUGAUGGGCUACCGCUCAGUCGGUAAAUCAUCGCUAAGUAUUCAAUUCGUUGAAGGACAAUUCGUGGACUCAUAUGACCCGACUAUUGAAAAUACAUUUACCAAGGCCACACGCGUUAAUUUACAGGAUUAUGUAGUAAAACUGGUCGAUACAGCUGGCCAAGAUGAAUAUAGUAUAUUCCCUGUACAAUAUAGCAUGGACUUUCAUGGUUACGUCUUAGUUUAUUCUAUUACAAGUCAAAAAUCUUUUGAAGUGAUUAAAAUUAUUUACGAAAAACUUUUGGAUGUUAUGGGCAAGAAAUACGUACCUGUAGUGUUGGUAGGCAAUAAAACUGAUUUACAUCAGGAGCGCACAGUUUCACAUGAGGAGGGUAAAAAACUGGCUGAAUCCUGGCGAGCAGCAUUUCUCGAAACAUCUGCCAAACAAAAUGAGUCUGUGGGCGACAUAUUUCAACAAUUGCUAAUGCUAAUUGAAAACGAAAAUGGCAAUCCCCAGGAGAAGAGCAGCUGCAUUAUAUCAUAAAAAAAUAUAAAAAUGAAAGUUGGAAACACUAAACCCCAUUACUUUAAGUCAAACAAAAAAACCAAAAGCAACCCACACAAAUUAGUCGGUCUUAAGCAGUGAUUGCCCAGCAAUCACGCAGUUUCUUAUGUUCUUUUUCAAUGUGAGGUUUAGCAUAAAAAAAAAUAAUAAAAGAAAUGAAAAAACACAAACAGGUUUAUAUAAGUUAGUGCAUAUUUUUUCAACACAAAACAAAUCAGUUACAAAUCUUAAAAUGUUGCGAAAGAAGAAAGAGUACACUUUGCUUUAGUUUCAAUUUUAUAU
This is a messenger RNA of Drosophila willistoni, 936 nucleotides long. RefSeq names its product GTP-binding protein Rheb homolog (gene Rheb). Gene Ontology annotation, molecular function: GDP binding; GTP binding; GTPase activity. The coding region runs from base 85 to 633 and encodes 182 amino acids. Lineage: Eukaryota; Metazoa; Arthropoda; Insecta; Diptera; Drosophilidae. Gene Ontology annotation, cellular component: plasma membrane. The record is from RefSeq and is a predicted model, not a curated record. Gene Ontology annotation, biological process: small GTPase-mediated signal transduction. The transcript has 5 exons.